AUGUUCACUGACAGGUCGGAAAGAAAACCCAGGGAGAUGUGACAGGUUGAGAAUAAAGAAACUUACCCAAAGUGACAUCGCCGGAUUUCUUUAUACUAACUCCUUAAAAGCUAACUACCCGUAAGGAUGGAAGAGAUCAUGGAAGAAGACCGCUUUGACAUUACGGACGAUCACAACCAUAACAAUAACUGUGGAAACGGUGCAAAGACAUACAUGUACCCCAAGGAUGAUCUUUCAAAUGAGCCCGAACUCCUUCCUCGUUGCCCCGAACUUAGCGCUCACCCUUCGCCGAGGGACUCAGCUGGAACUCUUCAAAGACAGGAAUAUGUGUACAGUUACUCCGCUGAACCAAGCGGCUGGGCCAGCGAACCCGAAAAAGCUGCAGCUUCGAGUGCAGGGAAACACACUCCAAACAUCAAUAACUCAGCUCCCAAGUUCUUGAUGAAUGUGAUGACUACUGAGGAUUAUAAAAGCACAUACUGGCCAAAACUGGAAAGAGCCAUUGACCAACUGCUGACACAGAGCCAAGUGGACUACAUCCCAAUCUCAUACGAGCAAAUAUAUAGCUGUGUAUAUAAGUGUGUGUGUCAGCAGCACUCAGAGCUGAUGUACAGCGACUUAAAACGCAAGAUAACUACUUACCUUGAACAAGUCUCACAUGAGUUACAGGGCAGUUCACCUGACACUUUCAUUGAGAAGUUUAACUCUGCUCUCACCCAAUAUAUGGCAGCCCUUGAAAGCAUAGUGCCAAUAUUCAUUUAUAUGAACAAGUUUUACAUUGAAACGAAACUAAACCGAGACCUGAGAGAUGAUCUCAUCACACUGUUUACGGAUCAUGUUGCAGAAAAACAUGUGAACACAUUAAUGCCUCUCCUUCUAAAAGCCCAUUCCACACCUUUUCAAAUCACACCAUCAACAAUGGCGAGCAUAGUGAAAGGCCUCUACACCCUUCGACCAGAUUGGGUCCAGUUAGCUCCAGCACUGUUUUCCAACUUCAUUCCCCAAAUUCACCCACCAGUCCGGGAGUCUCAACUCCCAGAUUACGCUGCUCAGGACCAGAAGCUUCAAAUGGACCUUGUCCAGAAUGGCUUUUCCAGAGGUGACCAAUCUCGUAAAAGAUCUGGUGAAGAACUGACAAACAAUGUGUCAUCAUCUUCCUGCCCCACAUCCAGAUGCUGCAGAUAAUGGGCAUGCAGAGCCAGCCUGCCUUUUUUAUUAACAUGUUCUGAAAUACAGACAUGAACAAACGUAGCAGGAAAGACAGGGCACAAACCAAACAGCUGGAAGUGACAGGAAUUAAUGUUUGGUGAAAAGAGCAGUUGUCACCUUACCCCCCCCCAAGUUCUGAAAAGCACAGCUGAACUGCAGAAGCUGCUAAUACAUAAGGGUGAUCUGGGCACUCUCCUCUCAUGGUGAGAAUACUCAAGCAUUAAUGACAUAAUGGAGGUUUCAACAACUUUUUUGUUUAUUAUUAUCUCCACUAUCCAUUUUUGGCUCUGAGAAAGUUCUUCUGAGGGAAAAAGUGCCUUUCACUGCUACUUUGGAUAAGCAUCUUUUUAUGUAAUAUAAUCAUUUUCAUUUUUCUGUGACACAGGAGUGAGAAAAUAAAACCAUGUAUACAGACACUGAGUUUCUAUUGUUAUGUGAGUCUAAAUAUAC
Messenger RNA from Megalops cyprinoides (Indo-Pacific tarpon), 1659 nucleotides. RefSeq names its product CDK2 associated cullin domain 1 (gene cacul1). NCBI's taxonomy places the organism in Eukaryota, Metazoa, Chordata, Actinopteri, Elopiformes, Megalopidae. Gene Ontology annotation, molecular function: ubiquitin protein ligase binding. The transcript has 9 exons. Gene Ontology annotation, biological process: ubiquitin-dependent protein catabolic process. The record is from RefSeq and is a predicted model, not a curated record. Bases 127 to 1185 code for a protein of 352 amino acids.